AUGGACGAUUUGGGAGGGAUGAGCGGAACCACCACUGAUCCCGCAGUUUACAGUCCUACCUCUGGCGUUCCCCGUGGAUUCCCUCACCAUGUCAGAUUCGUGGCCUACCAAGUUGCUGCAAUACUCUUCAUCUGCCUUAUUGGGCUUUCUGAGAGUGGAUGUUAUGACAAUUGGAGUCGUUGUACCCCGCAGACAAAGUUCGCAACAGGAAUAUUGUGGAAAGAUUGCCCCGAUUACUGUAGACAAUGCAAAGGACGAACAAGUGGGAGCUGUGUGAAGGUUUAUAACAAAGAUUGCAGUGGAGGAUACCAGUGCCAGUGUUCCGGUGGCUCCAGUACAAAAUCUACAAAUCCACUCAUAGUUGCCACUUGUAAACUUGGAUUGUAA
This is a messenger RNA of Necator americanus (New World hookworm), 387 nucleotides long. RefSeq lists its product as uncharacterized. The record is from RefSeq and is a predicted model, not a curated record. Bases 1 to 387 code for a protein of 128 amino acids. Gene Ontology annotation, biological process: defense response. The transcript has 5 exons. Lineage: Eukaryota; Metazoa; Nematoda; Chromadorea; Rhabditida; Ancylostomatidae.